This is a messenger RNA of Triticum aestivum (bread wheat), 3560 nucleotides long. Its product is annotated as dihydroanticapsin 7-dehydrogenase. The transcript is spliced from 10 exons. NCBI's taxonomy places the organism in Eukaryota, Viridiplantae, Streptophyta, Magnoliopsida, Poales, Poaceae. The record is from RefSeq and is a predicted model, not a curated record. Bases 1 to 945 code for a protein of 314 amino acids.
AUGCCCUCUCCAUCCUCCUCCUCAAGACGUCACCAUCGCCUCCGUUCGCCUUCUCCCGCGCCGGCGCCGUCGAGGCCGAGUCGUUCCACUUCCCGCUCUGGCAGAGAAGGGAAGAAGAAGGGGAAAGGGGAUAGUCGCCGACACCGCCUAAGCGAAGCGGGUGCUGCUCGCCUGCAACGGCGGCGGCGACGCCGUCUCGCGGGGGGUCGCCGUUGGCUUCGCCAGGCACGGCUGCAGGCUGGUCCUGGUGGGCGACGAGGGCGCCCUGGCCGCGACGGCGGAGGAGGCGCGGCCCAAGGGGCGGCGGCCAUCGUGGUGCUUGGGCUGGACUUGGCGGCCUGCGACGAGGCAGCCGUCGGCGCCGCGGUGGACGCGGCGUGGCGCUGCUUCGGGGACGGCGGGCUCCAUGCCCUUGUCAACUGCUGCUCCUUCGAGGGGGAAGUGCAAGAUUGCCUCAGCGUGACUGAAGAUGAGUACAACAAGACCAUGAAAGUCAAUGUAAUCACACCUUGGCUCCUGAUAAAGGCGAUAGCGAAGCGGUCCCGGGAUGCGCAGUCGGGCGGCUCCGUGGUUUGCUUGACCCAGAUCAUCGGCGCUGAGAAAGGAUUGUAUCCGGGGGCUGCGGCAUACGGCACAAGUUUAGGCGCCGUUCACCAGCUCGUCAGACUGUCGGCGAUGGAGCUCGGCAAGCACAAGAUCAGGGUGAACGCCGUCUGCCGCGGCCUCCACCUGGGGGACAAGUUCCCUCUCUCUGUUGGGGAGGAGAAGGCCGAGAAGGCGACCGGGGAGGUGAUGCCGCUGCGGCGGUGGCUGGACCCGGACAAGGACCUCGCUUCCACGGUGUUGUACCUGGUCGGCGACGACUCCCGCUUCAUGACAGGCACCACCAUCUAUGUCGACGGUGCACAGUCCAUUGUGCGCCCUCGCAUGCGUUCCUUCCUGUAGGUGGACCAAGCCGUAUCAAUGGCGUUCGGAGAGAACGGAGCAACCAACUACAUCCGCAUCCAGGGUAACGGCAUUACCGCCGGAGCGACGACGGAGGCGGCCAUGGCGGAGCGGGGGGUGGAGUCGGUCCUGUUCCGGGGGAAGAAGCUGAUGCCGCAGACCAACGACGAGCGGCUGGACGGCGUGGUGGAGCAGCUGGUGCGGGAUCCUCCGUGAUUCGGCCAUUGCCAUUCUCCACGGAUCUGGCCGUGGCCACAACCGACGCUGUCGGUUCCAUGGAGGAGCUCACCCCGGCCUUCUCCUCGUUUUCCUCCAUGGUCGGGUCUCCUGGUGGAGGUGCCGAUGCUGCCGGUUCCACAACGCAAGAGCCCGUGGCAACGCGGCAAACUGAAGUUGUUCGCCGGCGUCGCACAGGGCGUCUUUGGCGUCGCAGGAAACCCUACCUUGGGGUUGGCAUAGGGCAUCUCUGGCGUCGUAUGAAACCCCACCGCGGGGCUGGUGCAGGGAGUGGCCGACCAUCCCACCCUGCUGAAGCCGCAGGGCGUCUCUGCCAAGUCCAUGGUUGGCGAGUCCAAGGCCGUCUCUAUCCAGGCCUCCGUGGUUGAGGCGAACUGCACUAACAUCGAUGUCUGCCCUGAACUGUUUGCAUCUAAAAGCUCUUGUGACGAUGGAAAGUCUACCUCCAAGGGACCAAAAAAGAAAAUCGGUCCUAAAAGAUCGUAAGUUGAUCACUAGAUCCAUAUACACGUCUGAUAUCGUGCUGUGUCCAUCUGUUCAUCGUUUCAUGAUCUGGUCCAUGGUUUCUGUAUUUGCAGUUCGCUUGACACAUCUACUCACGAUGACAGUGAAGUAUAUCAAGCUGGUGCUAAAAGAAGGACUCUUAACCCCUCUAUUCCUCAUAAGGAGAGCUUGGAGUCUGAAGAUUUUUCUGCAAAGUAGGUUUCCCUUUGGCUCUAAUUCAUGAUAUUUGGUAACUUGUUGUUGUUGUAGUUAUAUUGAUAACCUGGUGAUUUCAGAUACCAACAAAAAUUUAUUUGCCUAUAUUACGGUUGCAGAAGUCCUUGUGGAUAUCCUAUACAGUAUAAAUAUGAACCACCACUUGGUGGAUCGCUGCUGUUUAGAGCUCUGCUCUGUUAAUGCUACUUUGAGUCUAGAUGGCAUUAACUACAGAGAAGGGAUCUAGCUAGGUUUGCAAUGGCAUGUGUACUAACGAAUCAUUUUAGUCUCAGGUUUUCCCUGCAAAACUGAAGUUCAUGUCUCAUGUUUGGAUUAAUCACGGUGUAGUCUGAUGGUAAUUUGUCUACUUAGUGCAGUUUAUGUAUUCUUCCACAACUUCAUUUAAUGCUUUCAGAGUUAAAGUUUUGGGGAUAGUUUGGAUGUUAUACCCAAGGCAUUAUAAUUGCUCUAUAUUAUUCUUAAUUUCAUAUAUCAUCACCUUAGACUACUCGAACUGUCGGCCAUGCUUUGUGAUCAUGUGCGACGAGCAUAUUGUUCGGUGCUGCUAUUUUCCAUUCGCUGCUGGGUUGCUUCUACUCUCCACCAAUCUGUCAAGUAGCAAAGAGUAGGUUUGACCUCAAUUUCGAUGCAGACAUGGAUUGGGAUGUGAUGCAUGUACUUGCUAAUUAAGGGAUUUGGAUCUUGCCCUCAAUUAGAGUUCCCAAUCUCAACGAAGUGGGGUUUACGAAUUUUAUUAUUUUUUAGCUUGAAUGGACUGUAGCUUCGCUUAAUUGACUGACAGUUGUAUUUGACUGCAUAACUGGAUUAAUUGAUUUCAUGGCAGAUGCCGGUUUUGACCUUGGUUGAUCAUGCUUUGUUCCUUGUUUGGCCUGCAACAUAUUUUCUAUGCAUUCGCAGAAAUGGUUUAUCUUGGACAUGAUUCUCAAAGAAGAUACAGAUGUGCAUGCUUCAUAUCUUCUACACGCUUAUGCAAAGCAGGAUUUUAUUCAUAUUUUGAUGAGCUUAAUUUCUUAUGCUAAUGUUUGCUUCCGCCUGAAGGAUACAUAUGGUAUGUUUUGUGAGCGGUGGGUAUGGAUGAGGUGAGUGCGUCUGUUAGUGCAUCAUUUUUGUUGGAUACUUUAAUCUGUUAAGGUUGGUAUAUAUUGAGUGUUGAUGAUGACAUGUUUAUUUUGAUUGGCGUGGUUGCCUCAAAGUAAUGCCCUGCUACUCCUUGGGGGGCGUGAGUGAAGAUUUAUGCCUUAAGCAUAGGAAUGAGGGAGUAGGUAUCCAACAGAAUAGGCGAUGAUGCUAGGAGAAAAAGAAGACUUUGAUCUGGUUCUUCAAAGAGGUACAUCAAGGAACAAGUACAUGGUGCUACUCGAUGGUCAGCCAGAUUCUGACUAUUAUUUUGGGAUGCCAAAGAGAUAGCACAUGAUGUUCGACCGCUGGGGAAUUGAAGUAUAGUGCUUACCAAUAUACUGGCAUGUAUUUUUUUCUAAAGGAUAUAGUGGUUUCCUUUAGUUGAAAUACAUAAAAUUUUCACCCCCAAUGAUUCAACAAGAGUUGUUCAUUAAAAGUGUGUGGUCUCUUUCUUCAUCAAGAAUUGAAAUAUCUGUGCUAUUAUAACUCCAUGGAGAGCAAUAAUAUAAUUUUCACAAGGGGUGACCUUUAUUGGCUAA